Messenger RNA from Ricinus communis (castor bean), 2179 nucleotides. Its product is annotated as glycosyltransferase family 92 protein RCOM_0530710. NCBI's taxonomy places the organism in Eukaryota, Viridiplantae, Streptophyta, Magnoliopsida, Malpighiales, Euphorbiaceae. The transcript has a single exon. The record is from RefSeq and is a predicted model, not a curated record. The coding region runs from base 266 to 2002 and encodes 578 amino acids.
CGGAGUCCAUCUCUUUCGCUUUUCUUUCCCAUUCUUCCAUUAUAUAAUAAGAAUUCUAUAUUCUAUAUAAUUUCUCUGCUUCCACCCCCCACCUUCGCCAGCAGCCUCCUUUGACGGCAGCCAUUGACGCGUUUUGCUCUCCUUCUCUAAGCAUAAAUCAAGAAACUUCCCCAGAUCCGCUCACUGUUUUCAAUACUUCAAGAUCUAAAAAACAAAAAGAAAAAGAGAAGAAGAAAACUUCCAAUACUUUCUUGUUUCAUUAGUCAUGGAAUCUGAGCAACGCCGUAAGCGGAAGCGAAUAUACAAACCAGACAGCACCAGCAACUCUUUCUUUUCAGUAAGGUCUUUAACCGCUUGUUUAUCAUUCUUCGUCUUUCUUCUCUUUAUCUCUUCGGAUCGGUCGCCGAUUAAAACUGUGUCGUUUCGACCCGUUCUUAAUGUACCCGUUUCACUUUUGCCCACUCCUCUAGGUUUAACUCGUGAUUCUUUUGAUACUAAAUCUUUGCCUUUAAUAGUCGAAGAUAGGGUUUUGCUACCAGACCACGUCUUGCUCAUUGUUUCUAAUAAAGUUGCUACCAGUCAAAAUCUAGACUGUGUUUACUCCAAUUUGUAUAAUUCACAUGAUGUGGUUUUGAAGCCUGCUUUAUCUGUUAAUCAAUAUCAUAGAGAUAAGUCCAUUGUUCGCUGCCAGCUUCCACCCAAUAACUAUUCUGCCGCUGUUUAUUUACGGUGGUCUUGGGAGGCGGCUGAAGGUGUUGCCGCUGCAGCCCCCGCGUCAGUUGUUUCUUGGGAUAGAGUGGUGUAUGAGGCGAUGUUGGAUUGGAAUACUGUGGCUGUGUUUGUUAAAGGAUUGAAUUUGCGGCCGCAUAAGGAAUCGGAUUCAUCGAAGUUCAGAUGUCAUUUUGGUUUGAGUAAAUUUGACAAGGAUGAAGGAAUUGUGUUUACCACUGAAGCAAUCACAGCUGCACAAGAGGUUAUUCGGUGUUUGUUGCCCCGGAGUAUUAGGAAUAAUCCAGUCAAGGCUCAGGGUAUUCGUGUUACUGUUAGUCGCAUUAAUGCUGGUGAAGAUGGUGUUGAUGCACCUUUGCCAUCUGUGGCUAAAGUUUAUGGUGCCAAGUCUUAUGAGAAGAGGAGUAAUAGAGGCAAGUAUGAGCUUUGUGCUUGUACAAUGCUGUGGAACCAAGCUUCUUUUCUCCAUGAAUGGAUUACUUACCAUGCUUGGCUUGGUGUUCAGCGGUGGUUCAUCUAUGACAACAAUAGUGAUGAUGGGAUUCAAGAAGUGGUUGAUGAGCUUAAUUUGCAAAAUUACAAUGUCACUAGGCAUUCUUGGCCAUGGAUUAAAGCACAGGAGGCUGGUUUUUCUCACUGUGCUCUGCGAGCAAGGAGUGAAUGCAAGUGGCUGGGAUUCUUUGAUGUGGAUGAGUUUUUCUAUCUACCUCGCCACCGUGGACAAGAUAUGCUGGGAGAGAAUUCUCUAAGAACCCUGGUUGCAAAUUACUCAGAUUCAUCAACAUAUGCAGAGAUAAGAACAAUUUGCCACAGCUUUGGACCUUCUGGUUUGACCUCAGCUCCAUCACAGGGAGUAACAGUUGGGUAUACUUGCCGGCUUCAAGCUCCUGAACGGCACAAAUCUAUUGUCCGCCCUGAACUGCUUGAUACAACCCUUCUCAACGUGGUCCAUCACUUCAAACUAAAGGAGGGAUACAGGUACCUGAAUGUGCCAGAAAGCACAGCUGUAGUGAACCACUACAAGUACCAGGUGUGGGAUACUUUCAAAGCCAAGUUCUUUCGACGAGUAUCUACCUAUGUUGCUAACUGGCAAGAAGACCAAAACCAAGGUUCAAAGGACAGAGCACCUGGUCUAGGGACUGUAGCCAUAGAACCUCCUGACUGGCGAUUACGGUUCUGUGAAGUUUGGGACACUGGCCUAAAGGAUUUUGUCUUAGCCAACUUUGCUGAUACUGCCAGUGGGUACCUUCCCUGGGAGAGGUCUCCUUUCUGACGAAUUUAGAAUUGAGGGGGCUUGCAGCUAGGCGCCCAUUGAAAACAGAGUAACAAUACACGCAUCAAUUCAUUCUUUUGUUUGUUUUACAAUUUCGUACCUUAUACUUUUGGUGUUAUAGACAUGCAAAGUACACAGUUGUAAAGUUACUAAAAUAUGAAAUGAUUCUUUUCUUCA